AUGGAUAGGGGUUGGUUGAAGCACGAGAAUCGAUUUUCUGCUAAUUAUGUGAAGGGUGUUGAGUACUUUGUAGGGGUUUCCAAAGCAUGUGUUGAUGGUAGUGGUAGAAUUAGGUGUCCGUGCAGAAAAUGCAACAAUUGUUGCUUUAAAACAAUAGAUCUUGUGAAAGCUGACUUGUUCCUCAAUGGGAUGGUAGAGGAUUAUAGUUUGUUGAUAUAUCAUAGAGAGGACUCUGAUAUUGGUGGUAGCGGGGAAACUGAUAAUUUAGAGGACACUGGUCAUAAUGAUAUGCAUGGUUUUGACAUUGAAAUGCCUUCCAUGUUGAAUGAUUUGAGCCGAGCUAAUGCUGCUAGGUUUGGCACAUCAGGUUCUGAAUCUAUGAAUGAGGGUUUUGGGGGAGUGAAUCAGGAUCCAGCCUUAGCUAAACUACUAAAAGAUGCUAACUGUCCUCUUUAUCCUGGGUGUAAGAAAUUUUCAAAGUUGUCCUUCAUUAUGAAAAUGAUGAAUAACAAAAUGUUUACCAAUAGUAGCGACAAAGCAUUUAAGCUGAAUUUGGAUCUAAUUAAGGAAGCUUUACCAAAUGGAGAGAAUCUCCCUAAUUCGUAUUAUGAGGUGAAGAGGUACAUUCAUGACCUCGGGUUUGGUUAUACCAUUAUAGAUGCAUGGCCUAACAACUGUGCCUUAUUCCGAGGUCCUUUCCAGAACGAAAAGACGUGUCCCAAGUGUAAGAAAUCUAGGUAUAAACCAGGCAUUGGGAAGGAUAUUCCCAUUAAAACAACUAGGUAUUUCCCUAUAAAGGAUAGGCUACUUAGGCUGUUCAUGACAAAGGAGCCAAGGACAUGA
Linum trigynum is the source of this 843-nucleotide messenger RNA. Lineage: Eukaryota; Viridiplantae; Streptophyta; Magnoliopsida; Malpighiales; Linaceae. The record is from the annotation of a GenBank genome assembly.